Hymenoscyphus albidus is the source of this 2226-nucleotide messenger RNA. The record is from the annotation of a GenBank genome assembly. Lineage: Eukaryota; Fungi; Ascomycota; Leotiomycetes; Helotiales; Helotiaceae.
UUCUCGUCUUGUAUCAUCUUACAGCAACUUGCACUUUCCAGUUUCACUAAAGCGCCAAAACUUGCAUAUGCUUUCUCAAUUUCUUUCAUUGUUUCUCAGCCGGUUGCAUAUUUCCUUUUGCAACUUUACAACACUUUUUUCUCCAACUGCUCACACUUCAAUAAAUGUACCAAGCGCGAGCAUGAUCCCAAGAAAUCUCGGGUAAUUCGGCAUUGCUACGACUUCUGGUCUUGUCGCUCUUUCCUAUGUGUUUGUGCAUGAAUGAAUUUGAGCUUCGUCAACCUCAAGAAUAAACUCGUCUUCGUUUGUCCUACUAGAUUUUGACUUGUGGUGAAUUCUUCACAUCAUGGAAACACACAAACAAGCUGUAUCUCGUAUCGCAGCAGAUAUCGAACAAUUCUAUGCCCGGAAAGAGCCAUUCCGGAUCUAUCAUGGCUCGACAAACAGCACACGCAAAUCCCAAUAUGAAAAUGAUCGCAUGAUAAAUACCUCAAAACUCUCACAUGUGCUUCAUGUCGAUACCGGAACGAAAACCGCUCUGGUAGAACCAAAUGUACCCAUGGUAAGUCAAUGUCCCAAGUUAUAUAGCACUUCACAAGGAAAUCCGAGGAAUCGACCCUUCUAAAGACAAUGUCGCAUCUUUUUGAAUCUGGCAACUACUCAAAAUCGUUCUUGAAAACGGCCCAGCUGAUUAAGGUUUCUACAGGAUGCCCUCGUGGCGGCUGCAUUGCAGCAUGGACUCGUACCUCCAGUCGUAAUGGAAUUUCCGGGUAUCACUGUGGGCGGUGGAUUUGCUGGAACAGCUGGAGAAAGCAGUUCAUUUCGGUACGGAUUUUUCGAUCGAACGAUCAACUGGAUUGAAAUGGUUCUUGCCAAUGGAGAGGUUGUGAGAGCUUCAAAAACGGAAAAUCCGGAUCUGUUCUUUGGCGCUGCUUCUUCAUUUGGUACUUUGGGUGUGACUACACUGCUUGAAGUUCAACUGAUUGAAGCCAAGAGCCAUGUCAGGUUGGCUUACUACCCUGUAAAAGGUUUACUGGAGGCACAGGAAGUGAUUGAAAGAGUUACAAAUGACACCUCUUUUGAAUAUCUUGAUGGAAUCAUGUUCUCAAAAGACAAUGGGGUUAUAUGUGCAGGGGAAAUGACGAACGAUGUGGGAAAUCUGAAAGUCCAAGGAUUUCUGAGACCUACUGAGCCAUGGUUCUACCUUUACGUUCAAAAGCUCAUGAAAAACAAACAGAGUCCGGUCACAGAAGCAGUCCCACUCGUUGAUUACCUCUUCCGUUAUGACCGUGGUGGCUUUUGGGUUGCGAGAUACGCAUUCAGAUAUUUUCUGACGCCUUUCAACCGUAUUACUCGAUUUGUGCUUGAUUACUUCAUGCACACACGAGUUUUGUAUCACGCAUUGCACCAAAGUGGCCUUGCUUCUUCUCAUGUCGUCCAAGAUGUGGCGAUUCCGUAUCCACGAGCAGACGAAUUCAUGUCAUAUCUCGACGCAAAUUUUAAGCAAUAUCCAAUCUGGCUUUGUCCGCUGAAGCAGAGCGGAAAAGAAAUAGCCUCUACACAUAGCCUUCAGGCUGGUAAAACGAACCAAAAGAUGCCAGAGAUGAUGUUGAACUUCGUAAGUCACGUUUCGUACUUUAGGCCCCUCUCUGAGUAUCACCCCUCGAUGAGAUGAUAUUCCCUUGACUACCCUCCUUACACUCGUAUCACGACCCCCUAGGAAAUGCAAAAAACUAACUCAUUUAGGGGGUAUGGGGACCUGGAUCAACCGACCGCCGCGAGUUCUUUUAUUGGAACCGCGAAUUUGAGAAGAAAGUCCGGGAACUCGGCGGCCAGAAAUGGCUUUACGCGCAAACCUACUACGCCGAAAAGGAGUUCUACGAAAUCUACAACCGUAGGGAAUACGAUGCGUUGCGAAAGAAGUACCAUGCGGAGUAUUUGCCCAGUGUUUAUGAUAAAGUGAAGGUGGAUGUGGAGAGUGAGGAGAAGGCGAAGAGGGAAAGUUGGAAGCUCUGGCUUCUGGCGCUUUUCUGGGGGAUUUGGCCAUUGGCUGGCUUGUAUGGGGUAUGGAAGGCGGUGCUUGGUGGGGAUUAUUUGUUGCCUAAGGGUGGGAGGAGGAAGAGGUAGGUGUUGGGGAAGGGCAGAGGGAGAGUUUGGAGUCGAGAUUCGAACUUCCUCGUGUAUUAUUAGCUUGAGUUAGUUCUACGAGAAUGUUGGUGGUACGUU